Messenger RNA from Drosophila novamexicana, 1113 nucleotides. Its product is annotated as dynein regulatory complex protein 9. Gene Ontology annotation, molecular function: protein binding. The transcript has a single exon. The record is from RefSeq and is a predicted model, not a curated record. Gene Ontology annotation, cellular component: cytoplasm; motile cilium. The coding region runs from base 1 to 1113 and encodes 370 amino acids. Gene Ontology annotation, biological process: cilium organization. NCBI's taxonomy places the organism in Eukaryota, Metazoa, Arthropoda, Insecta, Diptera, Drosophilidae.
AUGGAAGCGUCGCUGGUGACUGCAUUGACUGAGGAGGAGCAAGCGGAAUGGCAACGCCUGAUGCUGGCUGUCACCUACAAGGAGGCCAUUGAUAAGCUCAUGCUGUUGCAGCGCUCACACCGUUUGAAUAUGCAAAAGCCGAACCCGCGUAAAAAUCGCACACGCAGCUCCUCCAUUGGGCAGCCGGCGUUGUCUGAGCGAGUUCUGCUCACGGGCAAAAAGCUGCCCAGGUUGGAGUCGCUGCUAGGCGACACGGAUCAGGAGCCCGACACGGUGGACGAGUGUGUGCUAAAUGCCCUGAAAUAUGAAAAUGAUAUAGAUGCAUUGCGCUCAUUUUUCACAGCUGCUAACCAACAGCUCUACAUGACCAAAGAGGAGCUGGAAAGUGAAAAUCCAAGUCGCCUGGAGCUCGCCAUUGGCGCACUAAGCGGAAGUAAUAGCGAAGAGUCUGUGGCACUCAAUCAGCUACAGCAAUCCAAAGACGAGAUAAAGCAACUGCAAGCGCAACUGGAGCAGGUCCAGAUUGACGGUGUGGCCCAGCUGCGGCAGUUGGAGGAGCGCACUGCCGAUGCCAAGUAUAAUUUAAAGUGUGUUUCGCGCGUUAACGAUCUGGAGUACAGCCUGGUAGAGCGCUGGGAGGCGGCACGCGUGACUCAGGCAAAGAUUUGGGGCGAAAAUGCCGAGCGGGCUUAUUUGCGCGACAUACUCGACUACAAGCAGCGUCUGAAACAUGAGGAGCGCGUCAGCCAGGAGCUUGCCGCCUUUCGCAAUCGGGAGCUGGCCGACCUGAAGGAACGGAUUGCAUAUUGGCAGCAGCGCUAUGUUAGCGAGCUACGGCGCGUCGAACGUGAAUCGGAGGCAUGGGAGCUGCGCAUUCUGGAGCAGAGCAAAUCUCUAGCGCAUCACCGCGAGCUGAACGCGCAGCAUUUGGAGUUUGUGCGUGAGUAUUCCGCCAAGAAGCAGGAGGAGCAGCGCCUGCUUCAACUACAGGUGCAUCGCAUCGAGUGCGCUGUCAAAUUACAGGCCUGGUGGCGCGGCACAAUGGUGCGACGCGGCCUGGGACCCUUCAAGAAGAAGCCAAAGCGCGGCAGGCGGCCAAAACAAAAAAAGUAA